Amoebophrya sp. A25 is the source of this 678-nucleotide messenger RNA. The record is from the annotation of a GenBank genome assembly. NCBI's taxonomy places the organism in Eukaryota, Dinophyceae, Syndiniales, Amoebophryaceae.
CUGGCCUUCUAGAUGGUGCGCGGGCGACAUCUAUUGACUCCGCCCUUUUGUUAUGGCAGAGCUGACGCGUCAGAUCAGUAGAGGCCUUCGCUCAAAUCUUUUUACCCAAGUAACUUUUACAUCGUAAUACAUUUUUCUGAUGGAGAAAGCUAGCACUUUUGUUUGAAUAAAGACUGACAGGCAUCCUUAAUGCAGAAAAGGGCACAGGUUCUGACCAUUAUCCAGAAUCUAAGUGCCUGCUUUCAUUUUUCUUCGAAGUUGUUUCUUUGCCCUAAUUCUUGACCGGCGAGGAGACGCCGUGGACCGAUCACAGUCGCAGAAAAGGUCCCGGGUGGUUAUACUCGCAAGCAACAUAUUGUCUGAUAACGCACUCGGCGACACGCCUUUUGAGCAAGGGCCUCAGCGUCUAGAUCACGACGCAUCCUCGUCUCUGGAGCGAAUCACGAAACGGCGUCGCGCUGAGAGUUCGCCUCUGAUUCAGUCAGUUGCAGGAGCAAGCCCUGGCAAGAAUUCUACUCGAGAUAAACAGCGACUACUGAGGCAAGAGCACGCUGUCGCCACACCACCUAGCCGCAGCUCCUCCAAAGCUAGCCGCGCUUCAAGUGUUGUCUCUUCUAGAAAAGCUGACUCAGUUGCAAGUAGAUCGUCGGUACGUGGUAGCGCUGGGCGAAUUGUAAC